CUCCCAUCCCAUCCUCCCGUCUCGUGUGCGUUCGCUCAGAGAUGAGAUAUGUCAGGGGCAGCAAACACCACCUUUCGGCGAAGGAGCAGCACAGACCAGUCCAACGUCCCAGCAGGCGAGAUGGGGCGCUCACUACUCAUGGUCCGUCUGCUGCCGACAAGCGCCCUCUCCCUCAACACUCUCUUCUGCCUCGCUGUGUUGCUGUAUGUGUUGGCCUGGGCGCUGCUGGUGCUCUACAGUGGGAUGCUGUUCGGCACUGGCGGAGGUGGCGGCGGCCCAGAUGACCGGGCAGCCAGGCGGACUCGGAAAGAGGCGUUUGAUUCAUGGUUUGAGGACAUCUUGGAGCAGUGGAUACCGCCAUGGGCCAGCCCAUCGCUCUAUCAGCUGGAGGACCUCUAUGUGCCAUCAGCAGGGGAGGAAGACGGUCACACACGUCACCCCUGCAGAGUGGUCAUCCUGACGUCGGGCGAUUUGCGCAUCGACAUCGACGAGCCCCUGAGGGCCAACCGGCAGCUCUACGCAGCCCAGCAUGGCUACUGCUACAAACACCUAUCGUGUAUCAGGGGCUCGGGGCAGCGGUGGAUGAAUGAUAAUAAUGAGACGGAGAGUGAGUCCGGCGGCCGUGACAACGAGGGCGACCGCCGGCUGUGCCACUCGCCGCAUUAUUGGCGGUACAUCGCUUUGUGGAAGCUGAUGCGCAGCGGGACGGAGUGGAUUCUCUACCUUGACGGCGACGCCAUGUUCACCAACUUGAACCGCACGGUCGAGGACGUUACGCGCAACCCGGCCUACGCCUCCCCCUCCACAGCCCUGCUCGUCGGCACAGAUGCCGACUGUCAGAGCCCCAAGUUCCCCCUCAACAACGGCGUGAUGCUCGUGAGGGCGUCCACCUUCGCACACAUGCUGGCCUACCAUGUGCUGGUGCGCAAGGACUACCACCGGGCCCUCAACCACACCGACAAGUGGGGCGCCAGGGGGCUGCACGACCAGCCCAUUCUGAUCGAGGUGCUCGCCGAGCUGAGGGUGAUCAACCCGGAGGCCAUCCAGGCGGCCUGCAGCAGCGGGGCCAUCGUCAACCACACGGCCAGGGGGGAGGUGCUGCACCGCGGCAGGCAUGUGACGGUGCUGCCGGGCAGACUGAUGAAUUCCUUCAGGAGGGGCAACACAUACGCCGACAUGCCGGAGCUCGUCUGGCAACCUGGCGACUGGAUCGCUCACUUCACAGGUUGGCUUAACCAACCAGUGUGCCAAUCCAUCAGGACUUGAUCUCUUCCUGAUAUAUGUUGGUUGGUGUCGUCAUUCCCUCAGGCACUGCCAACAAGGUGCGUCGUUAUUUACUGCGCGAGACGUGUCACGCGUCCCACGUGGCAGGCCACCUGGCGGUGUGUCCCUUCGCACUGUCGUCCCUGCUGACCCCCGACGAGGCGGCCUCGGUCAUGGAGACAGAAAGGGUGGCGCUGAGUGAGCGGCAGCUGCGGCGGGCUCACAGCCAGCGCAGCAUGAGGAUACAGAGAGCAGCGGAACAGAUCCGCAGCAACUCAGACAAACUGCCAGGGGCACUCGACCACCUCAGACACACAAUCGACCGGUGGGUGGGUGAAAACACACAACCGACCGACAAGGGCCUUACUCACCUGAGUCGGAAUAGGCGUCCAUAUCUGUCUGUCUGUAUGUGUGUGUAUGGUAUGUAGGUACGUGACGCGUCUGCUUGAGUGUGCGGACUGGUCGAUGGGUGAGGGCGAUGAGGCCAGGGGCGAGGAGAUGCUGGGCUACCUCGAGGAGGUCGCCCGCCAGGUGUGGCAGAACGCAUUCCAACUCGGCACUUACACACUCAAGGCCGCUCAACACACAGCAGUAACCACCGCACACUGACUGCACAACCCGACACGCAGACCACACAGUCAGUGUCUUGCGCAUCCAUCCAUAUGCUGUUCGUUGUGGAUGCCACCAUUCAGGAGCAGAUGGUCAACAUCGAUCAGUGCGGAGUGCCAGAUGGUGUGGAGGCCACCACAGACCUGCCGCUGUCUGCAGACGGCAGCCGGCCGGAUGAGUCCGAUGCGUCUUGCCAAGUAACUGACGCCGGACAGAUAGCACUGAGCUGACUGACGGAGGGGGCAGGAAGGGAUAACGAGUCCAGCACGAAGGAUUGGCGCGGUCGGGUCAGCUAGUGAGGAUGUCCGUCCGUCUGUCUGUCUGUCUGUCUGAUUGAUCGAUUGGAGAGAUGGGAGAGGCGGGCGGGCGGCGCUCUUUCUUUGUCUUACACUAUCAUCAUCAUUAUCAUUGUAUACAUACCGUAUUAGUCACUCACUCCGUCCACUGGGAUGUGUCUGUCUGUCUAUCUAUUUAUGUCUGACCAGCUAGACAAGUGUACGUGUACAUCUGUGUGUGCGUGUGUUGCUCGGGUGGGCCGAUCAGAGAGACUGACUGGCGCUACUGGACGGACGGACGGAUGGAUGGAUGGAUGAAGGGAUGAAUGAAUCCAUAUCACUUGAAUGAACAACAU
Vitrella brassicaformis is the source of this 2503-nucleotide messenger RNA. The record is from the annotation of a GenBank genome assembly. NCBI's taxonomy places the organism in Eukaryota, Vitrellaceae.